UUACGGUUUUGGCGCCAUUUCUGCGAGCGUGAAUUCUCCCGCGCUCUGCGGCGCACGGCGUGAGUUGUGAUCGUAAUGACCGAGUGGCCGAGCGAUCGAGUGACCCAGUGACCUCGGUUCAUCAGCGAGUGCUGCGACUACCAUCAUCGCGUGCGGCUCGCACGGCGCCUCGCCGCGUGUGCUGCGUUCACGCGCUUCGCUGCACAGCGAAUGGUGAUCCAGGACAUCAUGGUGGGUGCUUUGGCUAUGGAGUCAGUGGUUGAAGACUAUGGACAUCAGCGAGCACAGCAAGAGUGUAAGAAGAGCCGGAGCGACUCGGACGACAGAGUCGUGCGUCCCCGCGCCAUCACCAGUUACUUCACUCCCCUGCGGCGCCAGCAGGACGACGCGGCAGAGGUGGCGGUGACAUCUGUGCCGCGUCCCGCCGAUCUGCUGGGAUACUUCCCCAGGGUGGAGAGGGCUCCCUCUGUAGAGGGGAAGGGCGGCAGGGCCGAUGGCAAGAAGGUCACACACGCUGCGAUGAAGAAUCGAGAUGAAAGUGGGAGGAAGAAAGAUGAUGUGGAAGAAUCGGCGAAGGAGAAACGUCAAAGCGAGGGUGGUCGUGCGAGAUUGUCCAGGAGAAAAGCUGCGGCCUUGGCGAGCAAUGGCGGUUCUAGCUCCACAAACAAACCUGUGAGAAACAGCCCGAAGAUGGACAUUCUGCUCCUCUCCGACAGCUCCUCAAGCCAGGACACCGUCUUGAAACCGAUCGAGUUUGGCGUGGACUCGGCCUCAGUAGAAAUGGCCGCGUCGGUGCAAGUGAAGCGUUGCUCAGUGGACACCAAAGCCGUCGAUUCCUCCGCUCGACGAACUGAAUCAGUUUGGGAAAACAGCAGCGGUGCAGCCGACACGAGCACGCUCAACACCUCGCUGGAGGUAAAUGUGACUUCUCUAUCUAGCGAGCAGGAGGGACUGAUGACCAUCUCCUACGAAGACUUUAUCAUUAGCUGCCAACAAUCUGAAGACGGGAGUGGGAAUGCACCCGAUGUGGAAUCUGCUGGUCUUUGUUCAUUGUUGGGUGAGGGUUCCGGUGCCAAGUCGAGCGCCGUUGCUGGUGAGGCCAUGCCGGAUGUACGGACACCAUCCCCCGCCACGCGAGGUGCAUCGCCCACACUGGUCACGGUGAGCGUGGAGGUGCACUCCUCUCCCGAGCACGAGGCACUCGCCACCCCUAGGGAAAGCCCAGCAAAGCAGAAGAGGGUAGCAAAUAUAUUCAACCUGAGCAAGAAGAAGAAGCAGCCCAGCACAGAUCUGGUGAGCAGGCCCACGGCUUCGGGAAGAAGCGAUCUGUCUAGGAGACAAAGUAAAGCUCUCAAAGGUAAUGUCACGGCAUCGGGGACACAACGUUUUCCAAAAAAACUUGCAGAUGAUCCGGAAUCAAAAUGUGUUGCAUCUCCUGCCCCGACUGGAGCAACCGCACAUGACGCGGUGAUGCAGGAAUGCCGACACUCAAACGUCGCGGUACUGGUGGACGACGAGCUGCUGGAGUUGGAUGCCAACGGCUUUCCAGUCGUGCCGGCCUGCAGCAAGGCCGAGCGGCGCGAGUUUAUGGCAGCAUUUACCAAACCCAGGAGCAACACGCUCAAGAGCCGUGGCACCCAGCACAAGAGUGCCACGUCGCUGAGAGAGAGACUGCAGGAUGAGCAGGUUUCCCCGGCAAGCGAUGGUGAUGCGGAGAGUGGACAUCCAUCGAAGUGCGUGGCUGAAGCUGGACGGAGGUUGACAAAGCGAAGGCGGAGAGGUGGCGGCCAGAUCCCCGAGUCCGAAGAGGAGGCAACUUUGCCCGCUAAGCAGGACAAGGCAUCAAAACCGGCAACAAACACUGGGAGAAAAAUAGUACUGUCACCCACGCAGCAGGAGGAGCUAUCGGGCCGAGGCGCUCGCGAGAAAGGGAAAGAAAAGGCCCAGAGAGCAGUGUCAGCUAGUGGAGAUGCCGUAAAAGUGGAUGAGCAGGAAGUAGAGACAUUCGACAAGUCAAGUGCGGUGAUCAUGGGACGUAAACCCAGGAAACGGAAUGAGACUUUAGCAAGUGUUCACGGCGCAGAUGUAAAGGAACGGCAGAGUUUACCCACACGGACCAGGCGGUCAGUCACACGGAGCGAAGCUGAAACCAGAGAUGCCGACGUGAACAAGAAAUCCGCAGAUUCGGCGGAACUGCCAGCUGAGUCGCCGGUGAUUCGUCCGAGGAGGAAAUGUGCGCACGCUUUGCCGGCGAGUGCCGGUGGGGAAAGCAAAAGGGACGCUCUGCAGUCGGGUGAAGACGCAGCUUCGCCAAAAAUGCUUCGGAAGAGCCAGGGCAGGCGGCUGAACUUUGAUGGUGAAGCCGGUGAGGUGGGAACAGGACGGAGAGAUGCUUCUGCAUUGGGUGUCUAUCGCUCCGAGCUGCUGUCUGCCUACGGCCCCUUUAGGUUAAAGCUGACGAGGGUUAUAUCUGAAAACGUGGAGAUUGGCUCCUCCGAUGAAGAACUGUUCACCCCCUGCAGCUCUAAGCUGAUGAAGAAAUCUAAGAAGCGAAUCGACAAAGUUGGAGAGAAGGAGGAGGAGGAAAAGAAGCCGGAGGCACAGGCAACUUUGCGGCGCUCGUGCAGGCAGAAGAGCUCGCCUUUGGUAGUGGAAGAUGAAGAGGAGGAUGGUGGUAUUGGUCGUCGUGAAGCUCGCCGGAGGGUGGCUCCCAGGGGCCCAGGCCAGCGGAGCAUCAACGACGUCCUGGGGAAAGUGGCGACAUUGAAGCCUGACGGGAGGUCUCGCCACGCCAUAGCUCAGGGAAAGGCAGCAUCUAUCGCCCCCUUUGGAAGGAAGUCGGCACGAGUCCAGCUCUCUCAAGGCGACGGGAUCUGCGUCAUGGUCGAGAGCAGCUCCGAGUGCUCGGAGGAGUCGAGCGAUGGAGAGGCUUCCCGCUCGCGGCGCGAAUUCCUCAAGAGUGGCCUCCCCGACAGGCUGCUCCGUCAGCGGGCCCGUGAGGCCGCCACCCUGGAUGCCUACGCCACGGCCUUCGAGGCCUUCCCGACCACCACUCACGUGCAGCAGAAGGAGCUUGACUGUGAACUCUGGUCCUUGCCGUUCCCCACGUCCACCCUGUUGCGCACCCUGGCUGGGCAUGCCGAGACUCCCGCCGUGCAUGCUGGGAUGCUGGUAGGGCGGCUGCCCGCCCUGGAGCUGGGGCUGUUUACAUGGGCCAAGCGGUUGGCGGCACGAGGCCUUGUGCGCCGCGAGUCCGGCACGCGGUCAACCCUGGCCAGCGUGGCACGGCAGGCGUUGCUGGCCGACGUGAAAGCGGCGCACCCGAAAUUCCCAGCGCGGAGGUUCCUCACCCAGAUGCAGACGCGCGACACCGCCGCCACCUCCACCAAUGGCGAUGGGGCCACUGUCGGUGCUACCAAGGAGCUGGCGAUAGUGGUGACGGGCGGCUCCAUGCAGCGCAAGCGCAAAGCAGAUGAUGGCUCCGGUGCCGGGGCGCAGAGGCCCAAGAAGUGCCGGGGUUAUGCGGACCCACAGACUCACGCCGAUGAACAGGAGGUGAUUGUCAUCAAUGAUGAUGGCAAAGGUGAGCCCCCUGCGGCGAAGGAGGGCAGCAGUUUGAGGAGACGGAGAGGUCGUUCCUCCGUUACAGCUGUGUUGCAGGAGGAGGGGAGGACGGAUUGCGGGAAGUCACUACGAAAGGCUGCUCAAGCCUCUGAAGACGUUCUGGGUGAGGUGUGUGACGAUCUGCUGUGGACGGAGAAAUACCAGCCACGCAGCAAGGAUGAGAUUAUCGGCAACUCGGCAGCUGUGCGCAAGCUUCACGGCUGGCUGAAAGAGUGGAAAAGCCGUGCCAACCGGGAAGCAGAGCGGGCCAGUCGGAGGGAGAAGACGGAAUCGCAAGUGAAGAUGUUUAAAGGUUCAGGGUCUGAAAGUGAUUUCCAGUCAGAGAGUGGCGACGAUCAGAGCAGCAGCUCGGAGGAUGAGGACUCGCUGUGCCACGGCAUGCUGCUCACCGGGCCCCCCGGCGUCGGCAAAACGGCCGCCGUCUACGCCUGCGCCCAGGAGCUCGGCUUUAAGGUAUUUGAGGUGAACUGCUCAUCGCAGCGCAGCGGGCGCCACAUCCUGGCGCAGCUGCGAGAAGCGACGCAGUCGCACCAGGUGAGCAAGCAGCGUGCGGGCGGGCAAGGCUCCGUCUUGCGGGCGCCGGCGACCGCCUCAUCCAGCGCAGCCGGCGACAGCAGACCCGCAAGCAAGCAGCAGGGAAUGUCGGCAAGGCACUCCUCGCCGGUCAAGGUGCUCCGCUCUCCGCGGAAGCGCCCCGUGUCACCCCGCAGUUCCGCUGCCUCCACCAAGAACAAACAACUCCCAGCCGCCUUCGCCAACUUCUUCAAAGUACAUUCUGGAAAGGGGUCGGGGGAUUCUGAUAAAGAACCAGCUAAGAAAAAACCGAGCCGGGAGCCCAAGCAGAAUAAACGAGCUGAAGGAACGCCUGCUGAGGUCGGGGUUCAGCAGAGCGCCGCCGGCUCUGUCUCCACCGGCUCGCGGAGCAGGAAGCACGCGGCCGCCACCUCCCUCAUCCUCUUCGAGGAGGUGGACGUAGUGUUUGAUGACGACACCGGCUUCCUGUCUGCGAUCAAAACAUUCAUGGUGACCACGAAGCGACCGAUAGUCCUCAUCACGUCUGAUCCGACGUUCUACUUGACAUUCGAUGGACACUACGAGCAAAUACGCUUCAAAACGCCGUCCAUGGCCAGGGUGGUGCCGUACCUGCAGGUGGCGUGCCUGGCGGAGGGCUUGCGCGUGUCCGUGGCGGACGUGGAGGCCCUGCUGGCGCACACGCGAGGGGACGUGCGCCGCGCCCUCCUCUCGCUGCAGUUGUGGGCGUGCAGCGGAGGAGCCGCCCUUGGAGAAGCCCAGCCUCAGCCCCCUUACGAGAGGGACGAGGGUGAGGGAGUCGGGUGUGAGGCCGUGUUGCCUCAGGCAGCCCAGGGUGAGACGCACUGUUCGGAGAGCUUGCUGGGGCUCAGUGAGCUGCUGGGCAGCCAUGGCAGCCUCUACACUUUGCUCACGGAGGCGGAGAGCGGUGGCUCCCUGGCGAGGCAGGUUCACGCCCUGACCGAGACGCAGCGGCUGGGGCUGGACUUUGUCCGCUGCAACUGGGAGCUGCUACUUCCACUCCUCGUGGCGCGCUGCCCUGCUGCCCCCACUCCACUGAGCGGCGCUCCGCCUGCCGCCGUUACCCCCGUGCCGGAAGGGAACAUGCAGUCGAAGCUGGGGCCGGAAUACGAGGAUGACUCCAGCCCCGUGAAGGCUCCACUUCUGGGAAGAUCACGACAGCGGCGACGCGGGCUGAUAUUUUUCGACAGCGAUGUUUAUGACUCGGAGGAGAGUUCCCGCGAUGCCGCACGCACGCCGCAGAACCCAAACGCGUCGAACGUGGAUUCCGAAAUCAGCAAUGGCGCGGCUGAAAGCUGUGGGGCCCAGCGCCGGAUGCAAACGAGGCAGCGAGGUCCAGUGGGCACAGACGGAGGCGAGCGGGCAAAUUCGAUCGACGGCGCUGAGUCGGGUGGCAGGGUCGGUCCGGUCGUGAGACCUCGCAGCGACGGGGAGCGACGGGCGGCACGGGCAGGGCUGCACUGCCUGGACGCGGUGUCGCAGCUCGCGAACGCGUUCUCGUGCACGGACUACCGCCUGGCACAACGCGGUAGGGAGGCCGAGGGGCCGUGCGGUGCCGGCCUGUUGGACUGGUGGCCUGCCCAGUGCAGGAGUGGCCUCCUCGACGCCAGCCGCAUCGGCGGGUGGGACACGGGGGCCGAUAUGCGGGACGGGGUUGGCUCUGAGAUCCGCGCGACUGUGGAGGCACUAGCUCUAAGGAGGUGCCGGAGUGAAAUCUCUCUUGCACUGGAAUCGCCGGACCUGGGACCGGAAGUUAGACAAAGCCUGAGCCUGCAAGUUCCUGAAGGCAAGGAGGCAUCCAGGUUUCUGCCCGAGAGCUUGGAGGUCUCUAGGGCGAGUGAGGAGCGGAGGGCGCUGGCGCAGCUCGUGGCUCCCGGCUGUGUGGCGCUGAGCUCGCUGUGCGCGCGCCGCGCUGUCGCCGUCGACUACCUGCCGGCACUGCGCCAGCUGUGCCGCACGGAGCGCCGGCGUGAGGAGACACAUUCCAAGCGCAGGUUCCACCAUUAUCUGGAGGAGAAGUUGGAGCUCUCACGGUCAACAUUUGGCGCACUGGCUGCUGACUUCCCAUGAUCUUUUGGAGCUGUCAUGGGACUCUUAUUAUCAUUUGAGGUCACAUCAAAUUACUUCAUGACCUUUUCAGGCCCAUUCAGGUGUGCAGCUAUCAUAAAGAACGAAUUUGUGCGACCAGGUUGUCUUAUCUAAUUAUUGGCUCUGCUCUGUUUCCUUCGUUACAUUUAAAGUUAUUGCAGUGUCUUUCAAUUAUAAUACAGUACAGUUCACCAGAGCUGAGUUAUACAGUGUAUUUUUAACAUGACCAUUUUAUAUAAUAAAACAUACAACAAACACUGCAGACAUUGCAAUUUUGAUUGGACUGUAACUGUACAGGUUUGCCUUUGUUCCAGACCACUUGUUUCAACACCUGAUUUACGCCAACCUUACCAACUGAAAUCCACCCUGUCUGCAGCCAGUAAAACAGCAAGGGAUGCCUACCAGGCGUGCAAUAAUUCUCUUCCCCACUGAUUUGGUGAAUACGCACAAUUUACGAACUUUAUCAAUUUUCAAUGUAGCUCAUUUAUAUCAUCACUUGUAUGGUUCUGUUUGAUUCAUUACCCUAAAUGUAACAGCAUACCAUGGGCAUGUUAUUUUCUUGAACUGUAAUUAAGUGUCUUAUAGGCACUUUCAUGCAUCUAUUGCAAAUGUAUCAAUUGAUUUGAAUUGAUGAUUCAAUGCAUCGUGGUGCCACAUACCUAGUAAGACUCAAGUCAUCUGAAGUCGGGAAUUGGAAUUUGGAUCAUUUGGACAAGUAGAGUUGUCUCCGUGUAUUUAUAUAUCCACUUAUAUUUUCCGAUUAGUACAGUUAGCUACGUACGGUGCAAAAGAAGGUCAACAUACCGUACAUACGAACGGAGAAGAUGUAGAGCUGACGUGCGAAUGUGCAGGGCACAGUGGACGUUGCCAUCACUGGUCCGGUGUGCUUUGCAGGGCCCGUGGUGGUGAUGAAGAUGAAAUGUUGACGGUUCUCGCGCUCAGAGAUGCCGAGUGGGCAGUAUCCCACUACACAGAAUCACCGUGGGCUUAAAUUUAGAAUUAUAUAUAUAAUACAUAUAGUAGUGUACAGGUAUGUUAAUUGUUUUUCAAAAAUUACCGAUUUUUUUUGUACAGUGUGGUGUGUGAGAUGAAAAAAUUAAAUCUUUAUAUUCCAA
Messenger RNA from Lethenteron reissneri (Far Eastern brook lamprey), 7379 nucleotides. RefSeq names its product ATPase family AAA domain containing 5 (gene ATAD5). Gene Ontology annotation, molecular function: DNA binding; ATP binding; DNA clamp unloader activity. Gene Ontology annotation, cellular component: nucleus. The record is from RefSeq and is a predicted model, not a curated record. Lineage: Eukaryota; Metazoa; Chordata; Hyperoartia; Petromyzontiformes; Petromyzontidae.